Messenger RNA from Haliotis rufescens (red abalone), 2092 nucleotides. RefSeq lists its product as uncharacterized. The transcript has 2 exons. Lineage: Eukaryota; Metazoa; Mollusca; Gastropoda; Lepetellida; Haliotidae. The record is from RefSeq and is a predicted model, not a curated record. Gene Ontology annotation, molecular function: protein binding. Bases 110 to 1762 code for a protein of 550 amino acids.
CUUGUUUACAUUGAAUGGUAUAUAUAAUGGCGGCCCAGUGGUGUGGUGCAUGGGGUUGUCUGGUGGGCGUUACUUACACUAUGUAGGUAGUACGGUUUGCGCGUGAUCAAUGAUUACAGGUAUGGACACCCCUACCGCCAAGGACAAGCAUAUACAAGCAGUCCUCCGCUCUAUCCUCAACCAUGAAGACAGCACCAGUCUCAGGAACUCAAUAGACAAGUGUUCCCCGGGAGCUCUGCAAACAUGGCGGGAUAGUAGUGACCUUGACCUUCUCCACCACGCUAUACUGACCAACAACGUGGUGGCAGUAGGUACGUUAUUCUCCAGGGGGCUGUUCAAGACGCCACACGAACCUAACCGUCACCCCUACCUCCACCUCGCGUGUCACCUUGGAUACAGGUCUCUCGUCAUCAUGCUGCUUCAGGAGAGAGCAGACGACAACAAGCCAGCACUAUUUGACUUUCCAGGAGUCAAAGGUCAAAAUGUGAAAGGUGUAGACACAGAUAGUGAUAAGAAAAAAAUGACGCCCCUAGACGUGGCGGCAGAGGCAUGCCAUCUCACGUGUGUGAAAGCCAUUUUGGAUUUCUGUCCGACAGGAAGUAAGCCAACCAACAAACAAAAAUCCGAGAGUUAUACAGAUCUUGCCUGUAAACUGGACUCUCCCAGUGCCCUUCGCUUACUUCUGUGCGAGAACCCCUCUCAAGCCGAUCUGCAAAAAGCAGUCGCCCUUGCCCUGAAGAUGGCGCGACCCGAAUGCCUGGACGCAUUGCUUCGUUAUGACAUCGAUCAAAAGGUUGUGUUUGGCGGGAUGAAUUUCUUUCAUGUACUGUUCACAUAUAGCUAUUCAUUUGACAAGUCAUGGUACGAAUCUCUCGUGACAGUGACGUCAGUAUUGUUGCGUCAUGGGCACGCGAUCCACGCGUUUUAUCCCUCCAGGACAUUUCCUCUGUACAGCUUGCUGAGUCGCACCCACUUCCAUGACCUCGAACGAUCAGCACCCUAUCGAAUCGCUUGUCUGCUGCUACUAUUAAAUGCUGGAGCGGAUCCUAAUUUUGAUGAAAUGAAAGUAGAGGAGCUUGUCAAUGAAAAUGAGUAUGAAACUGCCUUUGGUAGAAAGGCCUACUCAUCUGCGCUUCACAGUCUGUUUGACACUAUGUCUGCGUACGUUACUGACGACUGUGACUCGGACACCGUCUGCAUGUUUAUGUAUAAAAGUACAGACAUCCUCCUGAAUCACGGGGCAGACGUGAACUACGUUGGGAAGACUGGGAAGGAGCGUUACGGCUCCAGUCUCCACGCCCUGGCGGACACAAGCAGACAUCUUGGCAUCCACAAGCAGACGCUGCUUCUGCUCCUACGGCAUGGCGCCGAUCCGAACAUACACGCGGACUGCUUGCCGUUGAGUUACUUCUGUGAAGUUCUUUAUGGUGACGUCACGACCUUGACCGAAGACAUGACCGUUCAGGAACUAGGCGACUACAGACGACUGGGGCCGUUACUGAAAGGGAUGACUCUGACAUCUCUACAGGAAACUGAGAAAUAUAUCAGACAGCUAAAAGAUGACACAGAGAUGAAUUCUCGUGGGAGCUCCUGUUUGGGCGUGGUGCUGGAGGAGGUAGAGACUUAUACAAGGAAUGUAUGGAGCCUGAAGAGGCUCUGUAUGCAAAUAAUAUGGGCUAACGCUGGCAGGAAGUUCAAAAACGUAGGUUGUCUCCCCUUGCCAUUAGUUUUGAAAACUGAAAUACUCGCGGAGAUGAUGUGAAUGUAAUUAACAUGUGUUUUCAUGUAAUAUGACCCAUUUUAAGAGUUCUGUUUACACCUGACUUCCUGAAGGUUGGUAGUAUCGUGGUCAGUCACGGUCUGUCGGGUUUUAGACUUAACACGACCAUGACGAAAUUAGCAACCUGCCGGGGUGUAUUCCCCUACAAGAGGUGCGGUAUUGCCACGUAUAUACAAUAUACGUGUUGCAGGGGUAGUUCAUGAUGAAAAAUGAGAAGCUGCGGUUGUGUUUGUUGAGGUGACAUUUAUUCCAUGAUUUAUCAAUCACUUCCUGACCACCCUUCAAUAAAAUGGACCAACCGCUUGAACUCUU